CUCUCUCCUUCAAAUUCAUUCCUCCUUCUUCCCUUCUCUUCUCUUCCCGCUUCAUCCUCCUCCUACGUACACCGGACGCUACGUUUCUCCGGCGCCGGCGGAUUCUACCGAUUGAUUGCGUUAGAUUUGUUGCUUAGCCCUAAGAAUUUGGGGGAUUUUGGUCUGCUUCAGCGAAGGAUCGAUGGAGAAAUCUAACAAAUGUGCUGUUUGUCACAAUUCGUUUCGUCCCUCAAUCUGUGUAGCUUGUGUUAAUCGCGGGUUAAACGAAUACAAAGUUACGUUGGACUCGUUGAAGAGCCGUCGGGAGGUUUCGUAUUUCAGAUUAAGUGGCUUGCUUGUCACAAAGGAGAAAGCAAUUAGUCAACAUUGUUGGAAGGAGCUUCAGAAUGAGAAGCUUGCUAAGUUGCGGGAGAAGCUCCAGUUACAAGUGGAGAAAUUGCAGCAAAGCAAAAACACAUUUCGGAGUUUAUCUCGCAAUCUGAAAGAGAGAUAUGGCAUUAUCGAAUCAACUAACGUUGCUUUGGAGAAGAGCCGUGUUCGCCAACUGGAGAACCACUAUUCUGAUACUAUAGGCAAUCACUACUUGGUAUAUAUCGAGCUUACUUCGGAACGCCUUUAUAAACAGGCUUUGGUUAUGAAACAGAUAUGCAAAUUAUUCCCUUUAUCCAGGGUGACACUAGAUGGGCAGAACAAAGAUGGCUGUAGCGGACAGUAUGAUCAAAUCUGCAAUGCUCUCUUACCACAAGGUCUCAACCCAUUCUCUGUUCCGCCAAAAGAGCUCGCAGCCUCUUUAGGGUACAUGGUGCAGCUUCUGAAUCUUGUUGUCCAUAAGCUCUCAGUGCCUGCACUUCAUAACUUGGGUUUCGCGGGGUCUUGUUCAAGAAUAUGGCAACGAGAUUCUUAUUGGAACUCUCAUCCGUUUUCACCAAGUGAUAGGUAUCCCCUUUUUGUACCAUCCCAUGAUCACUACUCAUUUGAAGGGAAAAGUUCAUGGACGAGUAAAAAUACAACCAAUUUUGGUGUCACUUCAUUGAAAUCAGAUGGAAGUGUAGAAGAAGAUUAUCAUGACCUUGAACUUGACGUUGUUAGCCUUUCUUCUGCCUCUCCUCAUUCCGUUGAAACAUUCAGAAAUCUGCAGCAAGGAAUUGCACAUCUCAAGCAAAGCGUGGCUCACUUGACUGUGUAUGGAUACAGGUCCCUGUCUCUGGAAGUUCCUUCUGGAACCUCGACUUUUGAAACAUUUGCAAAGUUGCUGGCCACAUUAUCUUCACUCAAGGAAGUUCAGUCUGCCUUUUCCCUUGGAUUGUCAAGUUCCAACAAGCAAAGACACGAGCCAAACAAAUCUGUGUGGAAUUUGAACUCCUCAAGUUCCAGCACCUUGCUGAACAGUUCUCAUACUCAGCCAACAACGUGGAACAGUAGCUAUUAUAAUGUUCCGAAUCGAGAUCCCAGCUACAUGGUGGAGUUUCCUGAUGUUAAAAAGGAUAAAAACUCUAUUGGUGAAUGGAAUUUGGUUGAGUAUCCUUAUUCUUCACAUCAACCUAAUCAUCCCAACAAGAAUUGAUCAUCUCAAGGAAGCACUCUUGAGAAUCAUUACUUUAGUCUAUUGCUUUAUCUUUAUGUUUGACAUUUGUUGUCUAAUACUGUGUAAUUGCUUCUUGUUAAUUAUGACUUCUUUUGUGAACGACGAGAUCAUGUGAAUUCUCUUGCAAGUGUUGGAAUUUUGAAAUAAUUCUUUUGUGUGUGUUUGAAUAAUUAUUCGUUGGAGUG
Messenger RNA from Arabidopsis arenosa, 1770 nucleotides. The record is from the annotation of a GenBank genome assembly. Lineage: Eukaryota; Viridiplantae; Streptophyta; Magnoliopsida; Brassicales; Brassicaceae.